Molecule: messenger RNA, 609 nt
Organism: Miscanthus lutarioriparius
Lineage: Eukaryota; Viridiplantae; Streptophyta; Magnoliopsida; Poales; Poaceae
Source: the annotation of a GenBank genome assembly
AUGGCGGUGCCACCGGCGAGCGCAAGGCGACUCGGGAUGACACCUGCAACAACUGUGGUAGGUUCGGCCACUGGGCCAAGGACUGCCGCCUUCCUCCAUGCUGUGGUGGGCAUGCUCACGUCGCGCAAGCAGGGAAAGAGAGAUAAGUUCUUUGUCAAAGUAUAUGCUGCGGCGUUCUAUGUAGAUUACUCACUUCGCAUUGAUACUGAGCAAUGGAAAGAAAAGAUUGGUAUUGAGAGCUUUGACGGUUCCUCUGUUUUUUACUCCAUUUUUAAGGCACCAGUUGUGAAAUCAUUGAGUAUAAUUCUUGUUAGAGCCGUUGAUGGCAAGACCUUUGUGAAUGCUCUAAAUGAUGUCAUUGCUCACCAAAUAAAAAACCCAAAUGCUGAGGAAGAAUCUUCCCUGUCAACCUUGCAGAAUACCUUUCUUGGGCGCAAUCUCAAACAGGGAACAAGCAUAUACUUAACUUGGCUUGAACCCAAAAGAAUGCUGAUCGUUAUCCAAUGUGUAGCAUUCCGUGAUAAUGAGUCUAAUGCUGUCACCUCUAACAUAGAAAAUAGUGGAAUUCAAACAGUAAAUAUGACAAUAGCUGGUGGUUCUAUUGGAUAG